AUGCCUGAGGGAGCCCACGGACUGUCCAAGACCAGCCCCAGCCUUGGGUGUGGCCGAAGAGGUGACGUUUGCAACUGUGCAUCUGUAUGUGAAACCCGAGCAGACGCCCCUGACUGCCCGCUCUACGCCCCCACAGCCCCCAUCAUGGCUUCCCCCCGAGGGUCUGGGAGUGUCACAUCCCUAAGCACUGUGGGCUCCGAAGGGGAUCCAGUGUCCGGGCCUAUGCCAGCUUGCUCUGCAUCCAGGCCAGAGCCUCUGCCAGGGCCCCCCAUCAGCCUACAUCUGUCACCUGUGGGGACCCCUGCCUCAGCAAAACCCUCACGGCUGGAGCGUGUGGCCCGAGAGAUCGUGGAGACUGAGCGGGCCUAUGUUCGAGACCUCCGCAGCAUCGUGGAGGACUAUCUGGGGCCUUUGCUGGACGGUGGGUCCCUGGGGCUGAGCGUGCAGCAGGUGGACACGCUGUUCUCCAACAUCGAGGACAUCUACGAGUUCAGCAGUGAGCUCCUGGAGGACCUAGAAGGUAGCAGCAGUGCCAGGAGCAUUGCUGAAUGCUUCGUGCAGCGGAGCGAGGAUUUUGAUAUCUACACGCUGUACUGCAUGAACUACCCAAGCUCCUUGGCCCUGCUUCGGGAGCUGGCUCUGUCUCCCCCAGCGGCCCUGUGGCUACAGGAACGUCAGGCCCAGCUUCGCCAUUCGCUGCCUCUGCAGAGCUUCCUGCUGAAACCAGUUCAGCGCAUCCUCAAGUACCAUCUACUGCUGCAGGAACUCGGCAAGCACUGGGCUGAGGACUCAGGCACUGGGGGCCGGGAGCUGGUGGAGGAGGCAAUUGUGUCUAUGACAGCGGUGGCCUGGUACAUCAACGACAUGAAGCGCAAGCAGGAGCAUGCCGCACGCCUCCAGGAAGUACAACGACGACUGGUUGGCUGGACUGGCCCAGAGCUCAGCGCUUUUGGGGAACUGGUGCUAGAGGGGGCCUUCCGAGGUGGUGGAGGUGGCGGCCCCCGGCUGCGAGGGGGUGAGCGGCUGCUCUUCCUGUUCUCACGGAUGUUGCUCGUGACCAAGCGCCGGGGGCCGGAAUAUACCUACAAAGGCCACAUCUUUUGCUGCAACUUGAGUGUAAGUGAGAGUCCUCGUGAUGCUCUCGGUUUCAAGGUGUCGGAUCUGACCAUUCCCAAGCACAGACACCUGUUCCAGGCCAAGAACCAAGAAGAGAAGAGACUUUGGAUUCAUUGUCUCCAACGCCUCUUCUUUGAGAACCACCCAGCCUCCAUUCCCGCCAAGGCAAAGCAAGUUCUCCUUGAAAACAGCCUACACUGUGCUCCCAAGAACAAGCCCAUCCCAGAGCCCCUGACGCCCCCACUUGGGUCUCCUCAACCUCGAAAUGCUAGAAACUUCACUCCCGGACGAAGGAACACAGCUCCAUCCCCAGGACCCUCCAUGACCCGCCAUGGACGCAGACAGUCUGCCCCAGCUAAGCCCAGACCCAAGCAUGAUGGCAGUGAGGGGCAACUGUUCCCCCUCAUAGAGUCUCAGCCACCAGUUCCAGCUUCUGGACCUCCUCCCGAGGACCUGGAGGAUGCCAGACCUCCCACUCUGGACCCUUCUGGAACCUCCAUCACUGAAGAAAUCCUGGAGCUGCUGAAUCAGAGAGGCCUCCGGGAUUCCGCGUGCCCACAACCACCAUCCUCCCAUGAGGAUAUUGCCAAGUUCCCCAGAGACACCCAGGUGCCAAAUGACAGCAACACCCUCGAAUUCCAGGCCUUGCCCAGUCGGGACUCUUCAGAGGAGGAGGAGCUGGAGGUGGAGGUGGAUGACCGAGAGCCUUCUCCUCUCCAUGUCCUGGAGGGGCUCGAAACUUCCAGUGCUGAAAUUCCUGACAUUCCCAGCCUUCCCAGCCUUCCUGAAAUUCCCGAGAUUCCCCGCCUUCCUAGUCUCUCUGACAUUUCCAGCGUUUUCGAAAUGCCCUGCCUUCCAGCCAUACCCAAUGCCUCUGACAUUGCCAGUCUUCCCAGAUCUCCAACCCUUCCCUGUGGCUCCUGGCUCCAGGAUCCUCUGAGGGAGCCAGAUGACCCUCCGGCCACCAGGAGAGAACUGUUCCCAGGAAGUAAGUCUGGAAAACUGAGCGACUCCUCUUCAGGAAGCCAGGCAGGGCAGGAGGAGAAUGAAGGGUUACUGUUUUCAGAUUUCAUGCCCAAGGAAAUCACUGAAGAGUCGGGAUUCCCAGGUGAGCUGGAGCCCGGCUCGUGCUCAGAAAUCCGGAGUGCCUGGCAGGCGAUGGAGCAAGGACAGCUGGCCCAGCCUGGCUUUCCAGAGCCACUGCUGAUCCUGGAAGACUCGGAUCUGGCUGGAGGCAGCAGAAGUGGGAAGGCAGGAACCCCAAGUGUGGCGAGGGCAGCCUCCCGGGUACGUGAGCUGGCUCGGCUCUACAGCGAGCGGAUCCAGCAGAUGCAGCGGGCUGAGACACGAGCAUCCACCAACGCCCCCCGCCGCCGACCUCGGGUUCUGGCCCAGCCCCACCCGUCCCCCUGCCUGCCCCACGAGCAGGCCGAGCCAGGGUCCCUGCCUGCCUUUGGACACGUGCUGGUUUGCGAGCUCCCCUUCACACUCAUCUGUGCCCAGGAAUCUGUCCCCCUGGGCCCUGCUGCCCACAUUCAAGAUGCUGCACCUUUAACUAAACAGGGUGGCUGCCUGCAUGGUCAGGGGCUACAUGUUCCAGAUUUGUCUGAGCAAGACCAUCUGGGCAGCCCAAUUGCUUCACCUGCAGCUGAACAAGGAGGCCUCCGAGAUGCCCAGGUUCUGGCUACCACACGGUUGCUGACGCAGGAAGACCACUCAGACAGCCAGGCUCCGAUUAUCAUAACUUCACCUGCUCAAGGAGACCACCUGCAAGUACACGAUCCAGCCGCCGCUCCUUUGCCUGAGUCAAGAGACCACCUGGACAUACAGGAUCCAGCCUCCACUGUUCUUCCUGAACAAGGAUGUCUUGUAGAGCUUCAACUUCCAGCGCCUUCAACUUUGUCCAAACAGGGAAUUUGUGAGAUCAUGGCUUCAGCCACUGUGCUCAAGCAAGAAGCCUUCCCAAACAACCAGAGCCUCCCUAGCAGCCCAGUAACCGAGCAAGGAGACUCCAGGGGCAUUCAGGGCCAAGCCAUCAAUCCCUUGGUUGGGCUCGGAGGCAGCGAGAAUGAUCAGACUUCAGCCAGCACCCCGCUGCCCUUGCCACAUAACCUCAAAGACAUGUCCGUGCCAGGUACCACACCUGUGCCUGCACCUAGAGGCCACUUGAACUGCCAGAACCCAGCCAAUGCCCCCCCAGAUGUUCAGGUGUCAGACAUCACACCUUUGACUCUAGAUGGAGAUACCCUGAACUUACAGCUCCCAGCCAAUGUUCCAGAGUCUUUGCCACAAGAACGUCCAGACGUUCAGGCGCUGGGUACCACAUCUCUGUCUGCACAUGGAAGCCGCCUUGAUUACCAGAUCCCUGCCUGCCCUCCAUUGUCUUUGCCCCAAGACCUCCCACACAGUCAGUUUUCAGUGGCCACACCUUUGCCCCAGCCACAGGCCCUCACCACCAUCCAGGUGCAAGCCCUCACAGCUCUGCCCAAGCAGGAAGACCUCCCGGACAUCCAGAGCCCCAAACACACACCCCUGUUGGAACAGAGAAGCCUCACAAACAUCGACGUUCCAGCGGCCACACGUUUGCCAGAGCAUGGUGACACAGGAGACAUUCUGGGCCUGUCACCCACUCCAGCUCAGACCCCCCUGGUUUUGUCCAAGCCAGGAGGCCACUCAGUCUGUCAUGUUGCCAGGUCAGAGUCUGCAGACUUGACUCCACCCCAGAGCCCCCCGCCCCCCACCCGUCAGCUCCUAGGUCCCAAUGCAGUUGCCCUCUCAAGAUACCUAGCAGCCUCCUACAUCAGCCAGAGCCUAGCCCGGCGGCAGGGUCCUGCAGGAGAGGUACCCCCAGCCUCCAGGGGCCCCUGGUCCUCCUCUGCUCCCACAUCACGGGCACCGUCACCACCACCCCAGCCCCAGCCCCCACCACCUCCAGCCAGGCGACUCAGCUAUGCCACCACUGUCAGCAUCCAUGUGGGGGGUGGGGGGCGGCUGAAGCCAGCCAAAGCCCAGGUCAGGUUGAACCACCCUGCUCUCUUGGCCCCCACUCAGAAAUCAAUGGGUCCUCGAAGGGCCCAGGGAGCACCCGAUGCCCCUUUCCACUUGUGA
Molecule: messenger RNA, 4224 nt
Organism: Chrysochloris asiatica (Cape golden mole)
Lineage: Eukaryota; Metazoa; Chordata; Mammalia; Afrosoricida; Chrysochloridae
Gene: PLEKHG2
Product: pleckstrin homology domain containing, family G (with RhoGef domain) member 2
Exons: 17
Coding region: 1-4224 (1407 amino acids)
Molecular function (GO): guanyl-nucleotide exchange factor activity
Source: RefSeq, a predicted model, not a curated record